AUGAUCACUAGGUCGUUGGAGAUUCGCGUGGGCGGGAAGUACCGGCUUGGUCGUAAGAUUGGGAGCGGUUCCUUCGGCGAUAUAUUCAUCGGGACACACAUUACCACCGGCGAGGAUGUGGCGAUAAAGCUAGAGUCCCACCGAAGCCGCCACCCGCAGCUGCUGUACGAGUCCAAGCUCUACAAGCUGCUGGCGGGCGGCGUGGGCAUUCCUACAAUCCACUGGUACGGGAUUGAGGGCGAGUACAACAUUUUGAUUAUGGAUUUGUUGGGACCGUCUCUGGAGGACCUGUUUACCAUAUGCAACCGUAAGCUGAGUCUGAAGACGGUCCUGAUGCUUGCGGACCAGAUGCUGAACCGCAUCGAAUAUUGUCACUCGAAGAACUUCAUCCACCGCGACAUAAAGCCCGACAACUUCCUGAUAGGGCGCGGCAAGAAGAUCUCUAUCGUUUACAUUAUCGACUUCGGGCUCGCGAAGAAAUACCGCGACCCCAAGACUGCGCAACACAUUUGUUACCGUGAGGGUAAAAACCUGACCGGUACCGCGCGUUAUGCAAGCAUAAACACGCACCUCGGCAUCGAGCAGAGCCGUCGCGACGACAUGGAGGCGCUGGGUUACGUGUUACUGUACUUUAUGCGAGGCUCCUUGCCGUGGCAGGGUCUGAAGGCUACUAGCAAGAAGGACAAGUACGACAAGAUCAGCGAGAAAAAGAUAGCUAUACCCGUUGAUCUGCUGUGCAAGCAGCUUCCGUUCGAGUUCGUGACGUUUAUAAACUACGCGCGCUCUUUGCGGUUCGAGGACCGUCCGGACUACUCCUACCUACGUCGUAUUCUGAAGGACCUGUUCUUCCGUCAAGGAUACCAGUACGACUUCAUCUUCGACUGGACGUUCCUGCACACUGCACAGUUGAUGCACACGAUGAUGAACGAGGACAUCGAGCGCUUCGAGCGGCUGACCAAGGACCGCGAGCGCGAGACUGAGGAGCCCAAUUCCAGGCCCGCGCUGAAGAACAAGUAG
Molecule: messenger RNA, 1017 nt
Organism: Babesia ovata
Lineage: Eukaryota; Apicomplexa; Aconoidasida; Piroplasmida; Babesiidae
Product: casein kinase I
Exons: 1
Coding region: 1-1017 (338 amino acids)
Biological process (GO): peptidyl-serine phosphorylation; endocytosis; signal transduction
Cellular component (GO): cytoplasm; nucleus
Molecular function (GO): ATP binding; protein serine/threonine kinase activity
Source: RefSeq, a predicted model, not a curated record